CAGGAUGACGGGGGGCAGGGCGGCGGCGGCGGCUACGACGCCGAGCGCUGCCAGUGGCUGCUGGGCGAGGGCGGCGCGGGGCGCUUCUACGUCGACGACCCAGUAACGGUGCUGACGCGGUGGCCGCAGGGCGACACGUGCCCCGCGUCGACGCCUCCGGCAGCGGGCAACUGCACGCGCGGCGGGUACGCCUACUAUGUGGUUAACGCGACGUCGGUGCGGCAGAUCCAGGCGGCAGUGAACUUUGCCCGUAACCGCAACGUCCGCCUUACUGUCAAAAACACCGGUCAUGACUUUGUGGGCAAGUCGACGGGGCGCGGAGCGCUCAGCGUCUGGACGCACAAUCUCAAGUCGUUCGAGUUCAUCCCGUCAUACAAUGUCACAGCGGACGACGGCGGAACGCUGCUGUACAGCGGCAUGGCGGCGCGAGUCGGCACGGGCCUCGAGAGCUGGGAGAUGUACGCCUUGAUGCGGCGGCACGGCAUGCACCUGGGCGUCCCCGGCGACAGCACCGUGGCGCCCUACGGCGGGUGGGUGCAGGGCGGGGGCCACCACAACCUCGCGUCGCGCCUGGGCCUCGGGGCCGAUCAGGUGCUGAGCCUGCAGGUCGUCACGGCCGACGGGCGCCUCGUCACGGCCGACCACGUUGCAAACCCGGAUCUGUUCUGGGCCCUCAGAGGCGGCGGCCCCUCAACCUACGGCAUCAUUACGUCGGCCAUCGUGAAAGCACAUGCACCACUGGAAGUGGUGCAGUCGCCGCUCCGCUUCUCGACGGCGCUGGUCAAUGCUACAAACGCGACGAGCGCGGCGGAAAAGGCCGAAGUGUUUUGGGCCGCCGUUGGCGCGACCUACUGGUUUUGCAAGCACGUAACGGACGCGGGCGGCACCGUGUAUGACAACAUCCGGCGUUUGUCUCCAGGUGACGGCGGCUUCGACUUCACGGCCGACUUUGAGCUUCCGGGGAUGACGGGUAUGACGGCGAGGGCGCUCGUGCAGCCGCUGUACGACGAGCUGCGGGGGCUGGGCGUGGCGGUGGCGGCGACGGCGACAGUGCGUGCGUCGCCGCGAUCGACGGACGCGAGCGGCGGGCGGGGCGACAGGCCCGGCAACACACGCUUCGCCAGCCGGCUGUUCCCGCGCGCCAACUGGGAGGACGUGGGCGUGUUCGCGGCGACCAUGACGGCGAUCCGGCGGCCGGUCGAGGCCGGGUACACCUUCCACGGGAUUCAUAUGACGCCAACGCUGGCGGUGGCGGGCUGGCCAGGGCGGGACAGCGCCGUCAACCCGACCUUCCGCACGACGCAGAUGCACGCAGACCUGUUCGACCGCGCGUCGGCGUCGCCGGGCGGCGGGGCGGCGGCGUGGCUCGAGACGUGGGCCGAGCUGAACCGACACAUGCAGGGGAUCCGCGAGGCGACGCCGGGCGGAGGCGCGUACGUCAACGAGGCGGACCGGCUGGAGCCCGGGUGGCAGGGAAGCUUCUGGGGCGACAAGUACGAGCGGCUGCUGGCCAUCAAGGGGGCGCGAGACCCGUGGGGCCUGUUCUACGCGCCCACGACGCCUGGCAGCGAGGCGUGGGAGGUGCGCACGGCUGACGGUCUGCCGACGCAGAACGGGCGACUUUGCCGGGUGGGUGAGCGUGCGUGAUGGAGAGGGGAGAUUGUUUCUGCUGCUGGUGCUUUUGUUUGUGUUGAUGGUGUUUGCUUGCAUGGGCCUGCACGGUCUAAAGGUCUUGGCCAGGCUCCCUGGGGCUCCUUCCCGGGCUGUCGCGCCGACAUGCCUGCCAGGCUGGCUGGGUGAGGACUGGCGCGACUUUGUCAGAAACACAGGUUUUAAUCCAGACUAUUGACGGCGA
Messenger RNA from Gaeumannomyces tritici R3-111a-1, 1855 nucleotides. RefSeq lists its product as hypothetical. The record is from RefSeq and is a predicted model, not a curated record. Gene Ontology annotation, molecular function: FAD binding; oxidoreductase activity. The annotation marks the transcript as partial. The transcript is spliced from 3 exons. NCBI's taxonomy places the organism in Eukaryota, Fungi, Ascomycota, Sordariomycetes, Magnaporthales, Magnaporthaceae.